This is a messenger RNA of Cricetulus griseus (Chinese hamster), 6947 nucleotides long. NCBI's taxonomy places the organism in Eukaryota, Metazoa, Chordata, Mammalia, Rodentia, Cricetidae. The record is from RefSeq and is a predicted model, not a curated record.
CAAGGGAGGAAUAACGCUCGCGUACCGUGCGUCCAGGAUGAAACGACGCAAAUACCUUGGUUCCGUCUGCGCAUGCGCUUGCAUGGACCUCGUGGGCCUAGGCUAUUGGGCCUCCAUCGCCACAGCUCACUGAGUUCAACUAAUGUUACCUGCAUGUGCAUGUCUUUGGGGCUAACCACUGGAGCAUGGGCAACCUACCAGCAGCCAUUCUCUGGAAGAAAAAUGACUCUUCUAGCAGCCGACAAUUGUCAACAGCUCCUAAGUUAGGGGUGGAAACUUCUGAGUCCCUCUCCCAUCCAUGCUGUAAUGUUGACUGGAUUGAUCUUGUACAGCCAGAGAAUGCUGGAGGAGACCUAAAGGAUGGCUGUCACGAGUAUGAAGGAGCUGUUGUCAUUCUGGAUGCUGGGGCUCAAUAUGGCAAAGUCAUCGAUCGAAGAGUGCGGGAGCUCUUUGUGCAGUCUGAAAUCUUCCCCUUGGAAACACCAGCCUUCGCCAUAAAGGAGCAAGGAUUUCGGGCUAUUAUCAUAUCUGGAGGACCUAAUUCUGUGUAUGCAGAGGAUGCUCCCUGGUUUGAUCCAGCAAUAUUUACCAUUGGCAAGCCUGUUCUUGGAAUUUGCUAUGGCAUGCAGAUGAUGAAUAAGGUUUUUGGAGGCACUGUGCAUAAGAAAAGUGUUAGAGAAGAUGGAGUUUUCAAUAUUACAAUGGACAAUACAUGCUCACUGUUCAGGGGUCUUCAGAAGGAAGAAAUUGUUUUACUUACACAUGGAGACAGUGUAGACAAAGUAGCUGAUGGAUUCAAGGUUGUAGCGCGCUCUGGGAAUAUUGUGGCAGGUAUAGCCAAUGAAUCUAAAAAGCUAUAUGGUGUACAGUUCCACCCUGAAGUUGGCCUUACAGAAAAUGGGAAAGUAAUACUGAAGAAUUUCCUGUAUGAUGUUGCUGGCUGCAGUGGGACCUUUACUGUGCAGAACCGAGAACUUGAAUGCAUUCGAGAGAUCAAAGAGAGAGUAGGGACAUCAAAAGUAUUGGUUUUACUUAGUGGUGGUGUAGAUUCAACUGUUUGUACAGCUUUGCUGAAUCGUGCUUUGAACCAAGAUCAGGUUAUUGCUGUACACAUUGAUAAUGGAUUUAUGAGAAAACGAGAAAGCCAGUCUGUUGAAGAGGCCCUCAAAAAGCUUGGAAUUCAGGUCAAAGUGAUAAAUGCUGCUCACUCUUUCUACAAUGGAACAACCACUCUACCAAUCUCAGAUGAAGACAGGACCCCACGAAAAAGAAUUAGCAAAACAUUAAAUAUGACUACAAGUCCUGAGGAAAAAAGAAAAAUCAUUGGUGAUACUUUUGUUAAGAUUGCCAAUGAAGUAAUUGGAGAAAUGAGUUUGAAGCCAGAGGAGGUUUUUCUUGCCCAAGGUACUUUACGGCCUGAUCUAAUUGAAAGUGCAUCCCUUGUGGCUAGUGGCAAAGCUGAACUCAUCAAAACCCACCAUAAUGACACGGAACUUAUCAGAAAGCUAAGGGAAGAGGGAAAAGUAAUAGAACCUCUGAAAGAUUUUCAUAAAGAUGAAGUGAGAAUUUUAGGCAGAGAGCUUGACCUGCCAGAAGAAUUGGUUUCCAGGCAUCCUUUUCCAGGUCCUGGCCUGGCAAUCAGAGUAAUAUGUGCUGAAGAACCUUAUAUUUGUAAAGACUUUCCUGAAACCAACAAUAUUUUGAAAAUAGUAGCUGACUUUUCUGCAAGUGUUAAGAAGCCUCAUACCCUGUUACAAAGAGUCAAAUCCUGCACUACAGAAGAGGACCAGGAGAAGCUCAUGCAGAUUACAAGUCUCCAUUCACUGAACGCUUUCUUGCUGCCGAUUAAAACUGUGGGUGUGCAGGGUGACUGUCGUUCCUACAGUUAUGUAUGCGGAAUUUCCAGUAAAGAUGAACCUGACUGGGAAUCUCUUAUUUUCCUUGCCAAACUUAUACCCCGAAUGUGUCAUAACAUUAACAGAGUUGUCUAUAUCUUUGGCCCACCAGUUAAAGAACCUCCUACAGACGUUACUCCCACUUUCUUGACAACGGGGGUGCUCAGUACUUUGCGCCAAGCUGAUUUUGUGGCCCAUAACAUUCUCAGGGAGUCUGGGUAUGCUGGGAAAAUCAGCCAGAUGCCAGUGAUUUUGACUCCAUUACAUUUUGAUCGAGAUCCACUUCAGAAGCAGCCUUCCUGCCAGAGAUCUGUGGUUAUUCGAACCUUCAUUACUAGUGACUUCAUGACUGGUAUAGCUGCAACACCUGGCAAUGAGAUACCUGUAGAGGUGGUACUAAAGAUGGUCACUGAGAUAAAGAAGAUUCCUGGAAUUUCUAGAGUUAUGUAUGACCUAACAUCAAAGCCCCCGGGAACCACUGAGUGGGAGUAAUAAAUGUGUUGUUGUUGAAGAACUGUGUGCAGUGGAGGCUCAUUAAAAACCACUUGUCAAUGACAUGCAGUAUUGUCAAAAAUGCUCUGAAGCAGCUACUUCAUAUCUGAGUUCUCAUAGCAGCUGGGAAUUAUUAAAAGGGAAUGAAGAGUUUGUAUGUAUGGGUAAAUAUCAAGGCACCAUUGCCCAAAUGCAGACAUAUUGCUCUUGCUUUUCCCUCACUUCUUAUGUAUGAACUCUUGAUGUCUGUGAUGAUAGCUGACUGUGACUUCUGUCUGCUUCCUAUUAGAAACAUUGUUUAAUACCAGUGUGAUUUGCUAUGUGUGCCUUUUGGAGAAUCUGAAUUUUCCUAUAAGUAAUUUCUCCAAAGGGUGAGGAAGUGCUGUAUAUAGCAUAGAAAGGUAUAAGAAAGCUGUUUAGACACUUUUAGGUAGGAUACUAGGGAAGGAAAAUGUAAGAUACUUCAAAGAUGUAGAACACCAGGAAUUUAUUAUGUAAGUACUUACGAGUGUUACAUUGUCACAGCUAUGGCAGGAAGGAACUAAGUGCUAUCAGUCUUUGAAACCAUGUUUCAUACAGAUUCCAUGCUUUUCACUGUCAUCUUGUUAAUAUAAGCAAGGAGCUUUAUCCUCCCAGCCUGUGUCACCUGUUCUUACAACUGUGUAGAAAGAAUUCUUACACUUUUCCCAAAAGAGGCUGUCUUAGAAAAGGUUAAGAUGAGAAGUUCUUUUUGUUUGCCUGGCCAGAGGACUGGGUCACAGAAGCCAUGACUUGUCCCUACCACAUACAAGUGGGAGAGAAAAUGUUUCUAUUAUGUAGGAAAAAGCUGUGAAAUGACACACCUAGGUCUGAUGUGUGCUGCCUGCCUGUAUUUGCCAGGCCUUUUUCUACUUACUAGCUUCUGGAGAGGAUUCACAGCCAGUGCAGGACUUGGUGCUGUUGCCAACAGUUCCUUACAGGUUCUUUAUGACAGUCAUUCAAGCCUGAAACGGGGAGUAAAAGAGUUCAAUUCUAAAAUAUUACCAUGUUGUCUUAUCUGCUUUUACCUUAGGUUGCUGUCUAUUUCCUAAUACCAAUUUCUAUUUGGGAUCAGUGUUGAAAAUAAAAGGCUAUAUGGCAAGUCCAGAGGAUAGCCAGAAACUGCUGCUGAACCACGAGGGCAAGGUCCCUCUGUCACAACAGAAAACCAGACCUGAACAGAGUAUUUUUCUUCUACGGAAGGUCAAGUGUCCAUUGUCUUUCCUGGUGAGGAAGCUCUCCCAGUGGACUUCUAACAGGAAGAUGAUAGAUUUAAGCAGAUUGAGAGUUAUGUUAUUUCUCAAUGGGAACUAGCAAGUAUAAAGUGUUUUCCAAUGUGUCAGUAUGUUUGGUUUCAUGAAAAACCUUCCUGUUGUAGCAAAAAAUGUCUGUGAUAUAAACAGCAGGAAUUAGGAAGGUUAUGAAUGUUCUUUCCCUAAGGUUUUUUUGUGGCACACUGCUUACUGCCAUGAUCUGCGUAAAACUGGUCAGGUGAUCAUGUACAUUUAGAAGUGCUGCUCAUUUGUAAUCUUUGCAUUCUGGACAAUGGUGGUGUAUAUGAUACUCCAGUCUUAGCUAGGAGUUAAAAUGUAUUUAGUAUUUUUCUAAUACAUUCUCUUAAACGUCUUUUUAUUAUGUAAUCCUUACUGUGGAAAAAAAAAUUUCUUCAAAACAUACCUGCAUGUGAUAUAGAAGCUUUCUGGGAUUGAGAGAUUAUGUCCAUGUUUACUGUCUGUCUUCUUGUGUGACCAUUUUUGCCUUGCAUUGUAUAUAGCUUACUUGAUAACAUCACAGUAGUUCACCUGAACUACUGAAAAUAGUUACAAUGAAGGAUACAAGCUCAUUUUGAAAAUAGUUACUAGUGACUUUUACAAACCAACUUCCAGGUUUCUUGGAUGUAGUCAUCCUUCCAUUAAUUGUAUUCCAGGCCUCAGAUCAUAGGACCUUACGGGUUGUUUACUUUUUGCUUAGACUUUGUGCAUAGUCACAGUUCUCACUUGAUAGCCUGGGCUGUUUUGACAUAUUCCAUUACUUACUUGGGAGACUUCUCUAUGUAAUUGUAUUUUGUUUCUUUAUAACUAUUAGAGGAGGUAAGAUUGGUGAAAAUGUAAUUUAUUCUAAAAUUGGCAGACGAGGAAAUUUCAACAACCAGAUAAAUAGAUCCUAGCCCUGGCUUAAUGGACCUAUCAGUGUUGGUCAGUUCUGUUGGCUGUAAUAUCCUGACCUUAUUUUUGAGGACAAGUUUUUAGAUGUAUCUCAGUGACAGGAUUGUAUCCCCCUCCCCCUUCAUCUUGGAGUAGCUGCAUGUAACCAUAAAUCAUAAAAGUUGAUUUCCCUGCUCUCUUUGCAUUUGGCUCCUGAUGGUCAGUUUUAGUGCAUUCUACUCUAUAUAGAGACUGAGGGUAUUAGGUGAAAUAGCAACCCUGUUCCUCUUGCUUUUUUGCCUUGCUGUUAAAUAAAUGUGUGGACCUGGACAAGUCAUGUUUAAUCCAUUUACCUCAUUUUAUGAAGUUCCAACAUCAAACCCAACCAUGAAUAUUCAUUCUUUCUCUGUCACCUUGAAACAGAAUUUAUGUGGCUCAGCCUCAAGUUCCUCAUGUAUUUGAGGUUGGCCUUGACUAUCUGACCCUUGCCUCAACCUCCCUAGUGCUGAAUUAGAGGUACAUACUUCUGUGUCCAGUUUAUGCUUUGCUGGGGAUUGAACCCAGAGUCGUGUAUGCUUAGCAAACACUACCAACUGAGUCACAUGCCUAGGUGCAUUCUUGUUAUAAACAACAAAAACAAAAACUCAUAACAAGACAGUGGAGAAGCAACAUAGAUAGCUCUUACACUUUUUUAAAACAUUAAACACAAACCCGUAUUUACCUGCCACCACCACCGACAGCUAAAGAACCAUCAAAUUUUGGUCAUGUCAGAUUGUUGAAAAUGCUCAUUACAGUGUUUGCAGGGCAAUCUCUUUACUAUAUGUUUCGAAGAACUGCCAGAAUAUGUUUCAGCUUUGACAACAAAUAGUAUGCAAACUAUUUACUGUUGGCAGAGCAGGAGCUGGAAUUCAGACUUUCUGAUUCUGUGUUGAAGAGGUAGACUUAUCUUUGUACAACUAAUCAGAGGUAAAGUACUGUCACAGUAUUGUCUCUUCCACGAGUUCUGGAGAUCCCAUUACCUUUCACAAAUGUUACCAUAUCUGAACAUUUCUCACUCCCAGUGUUCUGACCUCAUGCUUUUCACAGUGUUCUCUUGCAUGACAACACAACACCCCUCCCCACCUAUCUCUUCUUGGAGAAUCUUCAGAGUGCUUGGAAGGCAAGCCUUCAUGGUUGCCUCAGUAAUGGAUACUCCUUUAAGUCUAGAUUUAACUGGAAACUGAGAACAGGUUAAAUGGACUUGAGAAUUCUCUCUUGUCUUGAUUAAAAUAGCUGUACCAGGUUAUAGAUGUUUACAAAGUGGAGUCAGAUAGGUUGAUAACCAGUAGUUUAUUGGGGAAAAAUACUCACACGAGAGCCAGUGACCAGGUUUGUGCCUGAGCAGGGCAGACCCAAAAUUGCUUCCCAGUCAGCUCAGCCAGGUGACAGAGAACCGAGUGCUUGCCCCUCUGCUUCUUAAACCCCUUGAAAGUGGGCGUGGUCAGCGGUACCUCUAAUCAGGGUUUCUCCCUACACCAGGUGGCAGAGGAAAACUUACCACAUGAGGCUUUCAUUGCAGUAAUGGCUUUAUGAACAUUUAACAGCUAGAUGAGGAGUUCCCAGAAUAUGUAGACAUGCUUUGUACAGAAGAGUCAUAUCCCAUGGAAACCUUAAUCUUAAGUGGAUCCAUGGUUGCUGUCGCCUGAGGAAGUAAAAAACAAAAAAAACUCAGAUGUGACUAAAUUAGAGUAGGCUGGGGAUGGUGCCCCCCCCCCCCCCCCCCAGUUUUUGGGAAGAAAUUGCUAUGAAGGGAAAUACCUGGCCUCUUGUUAGGGUUUAUACUCCUGAUUUUCUCUUGAAGAGAAGAUAUCUACCCCUAUGUUGUAGCUAUCAAUAGUUCUGAGACUCCUUUGUCACAAACUAAGACUGAGCUAUUUCUGUACCAGCUGAGGUAGCUGUUAAAACUAGAGAUGCCUUCUCAAUUGGAGUCACAACAGCACUGUUGUAAUUUACCUAUUAAGAUGUUUGUUUCCUACGAACCUUGUGGCUGCUUUUGGCCUUAUUUAUAAAGUGACAAGAAUUUAGGGAGGGUGGUUAUUUCUUUCAUAUGUUACAUUCAGAAGCACCGAAAUAGGAACUGAGGAACCUGAACUUCCAGUAAUCUAGUGGAGUCAUAUACCUUUGAAGAACAUAUUCUAAGGAAGUUAUGUCUUUACAUCUACUGUGACUGCUAUAGCCUUGACAUUUAUUUAAAUGAAAUGAUUGUAAACAUCCUCUGGACAUAUUUUUUAUGUAACACCAUUUUGUUAAUUGAAACAGUAUAGAUUUUGUGAAUUAAUCACUGUGUAAUUGUUAGUGAUGUGUUGCCCUGUCUUUUAUGUUGCAAUGAUUUGGCUAUAAAAUUGAUUUGCUGAGUUAA